AAAAAGAUAGAAAAAAAAACAAAACAAACACACUCUCCUUUGGCGCACACAAAUACACUUUGUUUGUUUCUUUCUUCCUUCUUCUUCUCUCCUUUCUCUCUCAAUCUUCUUCUUCCUUCAUUCCUUUAAUUUCUCCUUUCAACCACACAAAUCAAACCCACUUAAUCAUCCACCAUUUUAAACCGGGUCAAUGACCCAAACCCAAAAAAAAUCCAUUAACCCAUUUUCUCAAACCCAUAACCAAAACCAAAACCCAAAAACCGAAUCUUCAUCUUCAUCUUCUUCACGAAACGGUAUGAAACUUAUUGUUCCUCUUCAAAGUGUAGUUCAAGGUCGUAAUGGUUUUCUUCUUGGUAGUUUAAUCCCUUGUGCUCUUUUUUACUUUUUUCAACUUUAUCUUAAACGACGUCGUUCUAAUUCAAAUUCUAACAAUAACCCUUCUUCACCUUCUUCUUCUUCUUCUCCUACUCUUGUUCUUCCUCGUUCUUCUUCUCGUUCUAAUUUAUCUUCUCGUGGAUCAAUUUCUCGUGUUCGUCUUUCAAAACUUGCUUCCAUUCUUUCUAAACCUGAUGAUUCUCUUUAUUAUAUUGGCUUGGAUAGAGUUUUACAAGAUCCUUAUGAUGUUUUUGUUAACCCCAAUGGAAUUAUUCAGCUAGGUUUGUCUGAUAACAAGUUGUGUUUGGAUUUGAUUGAGAAAUGGUUGGUGAAGAAUUUGGAAGGAUCAGUGAUGGGAAAUAGUGAUAUGAAUUUGAGUAUUAAUGGAAUUGCGCCUUAUCAAGCCUUUGAUGGAUUGAAUGAAUUGAAAAUUGCCUUGGCAGAUUUUAUGCAUCAGGUUAUGGGAGGAUCGGUGGAAUUUGACCCAUCAAAUAUGGUACUAACAUCUGGAGCAACUCCUGCAAUCGAGAUACUAUCCUUCUGCUUGGCAGAUCAAGGAAAUGCUUUCCUUGUGCCUACACCUUUUUAUCCAGGCUUUGACAGGGAUGUAAGAUGGCGUCCAGGGAUAGACUUAAUACCUGUUCACUGUCGAAGUACCGACAAUUUCAAUCUAAACAUCACUGCUCUCGAACAAGCAUUUAGUCAAGCAAGAAAACGAGGAGUUAAAGUUCGUGGGAUUCUCAUUUCUAACCCUUCAAAUCCCGUCGGCAAUAUCCUGACGCCAGAAAUGCUUUUCAGUCUUCUGGACUUUGCUGAAGAUAAAAACAUUCAUAUCAUAGCCGAUGAAGUAUUUGCAGGCUCAACGUACGGAAGCGAGGAGUUUGUGAGUAUAGCAGAAGUUCUAGAUUCCGAAUACAUAGAUAAAAGCCGGGUUCAUAUAAUAUACGGCCUGUCAAAAGACCUAGCGAUUGCCGGCUUUAGAGUCGGAGUUAUAUAUUCACACAACAAAACUGUUUUGGAUGCAGCCAAAAAAAUGAGUAGAUUUGCAACUAUAUCGGCUCCAACACAGAGGAUAGUUACUUCAAUGCUUUCAGAUAAACGGUUCAUUCAGGAGUACAUUGACACCAACCGGCAUAGAAUAAGGCGUGUGCACGACGAGUUUGUUGAUUGUUUAACUAAACUAGGAAUCAAGUGCGCUAAAAGCAGUGCCGGUAUGUUCUGUUGGGCCGAUAUGAGUGGUUUAAUCAAACCUUAUAGUGAGAAAGGCGAACUUGAAUUAUGGGAGAAGUUUAUGAGUGUUGCUAAGAUCAAUAUAACUCCUGGAUCAGCUUGCCAUUGCAUAGAACCAGGAUGGUUUCGUAUUUGUUUUACGACUAUAUCAUUUGAGGAAAUCCCUCUAGUUAUUGAAAGGAUUAGGAAAGUUGUUAAAACUUGUAAAUCUUCAAGUUGAAGUUCCAUUAUUUCUUCUGACAAUUAUGAUUAUUGCCUCCUAUUGGUGCUGUUUUAUAAAUUUUCGGAAGGAAAGUAUACAUCCCUAGAUAUCAAGUUCAGAUUUUCCUGCAGAAUGCAGGAUUUUUAUUA
Messenger RNA from Trifolium pratense (red clover), 1956 nucleotides. RefSeq names its product probable aminotransferase ACS12. The record is from RefSeq and is a predicted model, not a curated record. Gene Ontology annotation, molecular function: pyridoxal phosphate binding; aromatic-amino-acid:2-oxoglutarate transaminase activity; L-aspartate:2-oxoglutarate transaminase activity. NCBI's taxonomy places the organism in Eukaryota, Viridiplantae, Streptophyta, Magnoliopsida, Fabales, Fabaceae. The transcript has 4 exons. The coding region runs from base 191 to 1825 and encodes 544 amino acids. Gene Ontology annotation, biological process: amino acid metabolic process; biosynthetic process.